CUAUAGGCCACAUUUCUUUAGAAGACAGCAAGACCUACGAACCCUCUGAAACCACACUUCCUUGCUCAAAACAAGCUCCGAACAACCCUACGCUCCCAUCUCAGCUUCAACCCACUCUUACACCUCAUCCGACAUGGUCUACAAGAUGAUGAUCUUUGUUGACGGUGGCUGUCGAGGCAACGGACAACCAGGGGCCAUCGGUGCCGCCGCCUCCAUCCUUAUGCUGAGAUACGGCGGGUAUAUAGCGUCCACGCAAUCUCUACCGCUGUACCCAGCACCCACCAACCAGCGGGCCGAGCUCAAAGCUGUCAUUCUCGGUCUUGAACAGGCUUUGGCAAGGUACGAUGAGCUGGACGCAAGCCCUGCGCUGGAUGUCACGAUCCAUUCAGAUUCCAGAUAUGUGAUUGACUGCAUGACCGUGUGGAUCGAUAAGUGGAUCCGGAGGGGAUGGAUCAAUGCUGCAGGCAACGAGGUUGCAAAUCGAGAUCUUCUGGAGCGAGCAUCGGAACUGGACGACGAGCUGAGGAAUCUGGGAAACUUGAAGUACAAGUGGAUCCCGAGGGAGGACAAUCAGAUUGCGGACGGCUUGUGCAAUGACGAUAUGGACAUGCAGCAGGGUCUAUUCUGAUGUGAGGGUUUGAGCUGGGCGGUGUUUUAUAGGUGAAAGGGUGCUUAGGGAUACUGUACGCUUGGGUUCCAAUUUGAACGAAAAUGAACUCGCAGCUAUC
Molecule: messenger RNA, 728 nt
Organism: Aspergillus homomorphus CBS 101889
Lineage: Eukaryota; Fungi; Ascomycota; Eurotiomycetes; Eurotiales; Aspergillaceae
Product: ribonuclease H-like protein
Exons: 1
Coding region: 134-628 (164 amino acids)
Biological process (GO): DNA replication, removal of RNA primer
Molecular function (GO): nucleic acid binding; RNA-DNA hybrid ribonuclease activity
Source: RefSeq, a predicted model, not a curated record